Molecule: messenger RNA, 616 nt
Organism: Medicago truncatula (barrel medic)
Lineage: Eukaryota; Viridiplantae; Streptophyta; Magnoliopsida; Fabales; Fabaceae
Exons: 3
Coding region: 56-460 (134 amino acids)
Source: RefSeq, a predicted model, not a curated record
UUGAGAUGCCUUGAAAAAAGUAUUACAUGUCCUUGAAAGUAACAUUUAAAAUUGUAUGGAUCUAAUUCUCUUUCUAGUUCUUAGUUUGUGCAUAACAUGUUGCAAAGUUGAGGCAAGAAGAGAAUUUUUACAAGAUGAGCAAAAUAAUUUUACUCUAUCAUAUAGCCUCAAGGAUUUUAUGGCCGAUAAAUUUGAAUGUGUUAAUAUCUACAAGCAACCUGCUCUACAACACCCUUUACUAAAAAAGCACAAAAUUCAGCUUCUCCCAACUUUUGCAAAGAACAUAGUGCGAAGUAGACCAUCAUAUGGUAAAACAAUCAAUGAUUGUCCAUUGGAAAAAGUGCCUAUUUACAACAGGAGAAGAAGACAUCAGAUUAUUACCAAUUCAUCUUCAAAAUUACAAAUUGAUGAUUUUCAAAGGCAUUCUAAAAGUUCCCCUGGCUAUCAUGUAAGUGGAUAAUUUUAAUCAAUACAUUAAUUUUACAUGAAAUUUAAAACAUUAUGUAUUUACCAAUAUUAGGAAAAAAGGACCAACAAAAUUAAUUCCGCACCAAGACAGAGCACAAAACAAAGUCGUACUCUGAUGACGGAAUCAAAAAAGAAAAUAUAUAUUUAA